Messenger RNA from Macadamia integrifolia, 1666 nucleotides. RefSeq names its product phosphoglycerate mutase-like protein AT74H. The record is from RefSeq and is a predicted model, not a curated record. NCBI's taxonomy places the organism in Eukaryota, Viridiplantae, Streptophyta, Magnoliopsida, Proteales, Proteaceae. The transcript is spliced from 5 exons. Gene Ontology annotation, molecular function: phosphatase activity. The coding region runs from base 262 to 1362 and encodes 366 amino acids.
CAAUUCCUAUUUUCUUGGUAGAUCUCGUUUACCUUUUCCACCAUCUGCAUGUAACUGCAUAUACAGGGGAGAUGAAGGUGAAUGAACAUACAAUGACCUGAACAGACAAAAACACUUCCACUGUCCUCUCUGCAACCCAAAAGCUUUGACCCGUCCAAAGAACAUCUCACGUAAGUCAUAUGUAGACGUAGACGUGAACGGCUGCCCAUCGCGCACACACUGACAAACACAACACUAAUAAAAAUUCCAAAAUUUCAAAGGAUGUAUAAGCGUUUCAUUCCUAAGGCCACACCUGCCUACUAUUCCCUCACCUUCCCCCACGCAAUGGCCUCCAUGCUCUCACCCUCACCGCCUUCAUUGUAUCUCCCCGUCUCCCGCCCCAAGCACUUCUCUUCUCCUCCUCCUUACAUCAGGUGCUGUGAGGAUAUGCUAGGCCGAUCCAGAUUGACCCAAACCAACGGUUACACCAACGGCGGCUUGGCCAAAUUCCCCGAGAAGACUUCCUCUAUCAACCCAGCUGUGGUCUUGCCCCCUCGGCCUCGCCGCAUAAUUCUGGUCCGACAUGGGCAGAGCGAAGGGAAUGUGGACGAGUCUGCUUACACUCGGGUUCCCGACCCCAAGAUCAGCUUGACAGAGAAGGGUUUCAGAGAAGCAGAGGAAUGCGGGCAGAGGAUCAGGAAGUUGAUUGAGGGAGAUGGUGUGGAUGAUUGGAAGGUCUACUUCUACGUCUCCCCCUAUAAGAGAACUCUUGAGACGCUACGUGGUUUGGGCAAAGCAUUCGAGCCAUCCAGGAUCGCCGGAGUCAGGGAAGAGCCUCGUCUCCGUGAGCAAGACUUUGGGAAUUUUCAGGACAGAGAGAAAAUGCGGCUUGAGAAAGCUUUCAGGGUCCUCUACGGUCGUUUCUUUUAUCGCUUUCCCAAUGGCGAAUCUGCUGCAGAUGUUUAUGAUCGAAUAACAGGAUUUAGGGAAACUCUGAGAGCGGACAUCGACAUUGGACGCUUUCAGCCACCUGGUCAAAGGAACCCAAACAUGAAUUUAGUAAUCGUCUCCCAUGGUCUCACAUUGCGAGUCUUUCUGAUGAGAUGGUACAAAUGGACUGUCGAGCAAUUUGAGGGCCUCACCAAUUUCUCCAACGGAGGCACGCUUGUUAUGCAAACAGGAUCUGGGGGAAGGUACAGCUUGCUGGUCCAUCACAGCCCUGAAGAGCUAAGAGAGUUUGGCUUAACAGAUGCAAUGCUCAUUGAUCAGGAAUGGCAAAAAACUGCUAGACCAGGCGAAUUAAAUUACGACUGUUUAACAUCUGGACCAUCGUUUUUCACACACUAUGUUGAAGAUGACAAACCUGUAAGAGGUGGCUCCUAAAGCUUCACGUUGGGUUAGAUCGAUGCUGAGUUCCUGACAAAGCUUACAUACAUGGUUCACUGGUGUUGAACUUCCAGGAAAGAGUACCAUUAAUACUAUCAGAUGUAAAACCAACCAGUAAUGAAUGAUGAUAUCAUGACCACAACAGAUUGUAUUGAUGUAAAUUGACCAUUUGCAGUACCAAUAUUUUGUGAGAGAGACAUGCAUGUGUAGUUCUUUAUCUAUUUUAUAUUUCCUUCCGCCCAGAUUGUAAGUAAACAAUGGAAAGUAAUGGCUAUCAAAUCAUAUUUACCGUUCUCUGAAA